This is a messenger RNA of Heterobilharzia americana, 2409 nucleotides long. The record is from the annotation of a GenBank genome assembly. NCBI's taxonomy places the organism in Eukaryota, Metazoa, Platyhelminthes, Trematoda, Strigeidida, Schistosomatidae.
AUGGAACCGUAUCGAAUGGCUUACUCACGCAGAAAACGUUCACCAGGUAAUAUCACCAAUUCACUGACUGAAAUUCAAUCUUCUUCAGCUGAAAAAUCAAGCAUGACAAUGUCAAUGGUGAUGACAACAACAACAAAUUUUAACGAUAUACAAAACUCACUAAAGUUUAAGUCAACGAAAAACCUGAAGUCACGAAGAUCAUUUAGUCAAAAAGUAGAAUAUGGUUAUUGUAUUUCAAAACAAUUAAAGUGUGAUAGUGUUGUCCAUUGUCAUAAUGCAAGAGAUGAAUUGCCUAGUCUAAGAAUGAAUCCAACAGAUUUACCUGGCCAAUUAUUACCUGCACUUGUGGGUGCACAUCUUACACCGGGGGAUUUAAAUAACAUUGGAUGUACUGUAUACAAGCUUAGCAGCAAUACAAUAAUACAAAGUUAUCAUAAUGAAGGACUUGAAUUGCUUAGAACUUCGGUUACUGACAAGUCACAGAUGAAAGUCAAUAAAACCAACCUCUCGCAAUUCUUACAAAACAAUCCAACAGCUUCUAGUACGCUUACGGUUGGAUGUAUUGUUUUAGUUUCAUUUGUCACUAUUGUUAUGGCGUGUUCAUGUUACCAGUGCUUUUACCGGAGGAAAUUACAAGCAAUGCGAAUUUCUAAUAAGUCAACAAAUUACUGGUCAUCUUCAAUGUCUACAAAAGGAGCUGGAAUCACAUUCCUUUUAGAAAAGCAAAGUAAAAAUAGUUCGAUUCAUGCAGAACAAAACACAGAGGAAGAAAACGAUCUUUUGGCACAGAAAGUCUCAGAAAAACAUAUGAUAGGACGUAGUGCAACUGAUGGUACUUUGAGCACUCUGGCUGAAUCAUAUCCAGGGUCAAACAAAAAUGAAAAACCUCAAAUCGGUAACCUGGAUAUCAGUCAAUCCUGUGGCUACGUACAAAAGCGAACAACGAUUUCUCAGUCACUUAGCAAAAAUUCGCUUCAAUCAAGCAGUCAGAAUCACAAUAAUAAUAAUAGUAAUAUCAAUAGCACUACAAAAAGUGUGCACUUUGUUGUACCCAAUCUACCAUUACAAAAUACUAAGCAAUUACAACACUACUACUACAAUACCUUUAAUCCUAUACAGUCGCCAUAUCUCACUGGCGUGAAUCAACAGUUGUUGGAACAUUGUGAGGUGAUGCCUUUUGUAAAUCAACAACGAAAUCAGCAAAUUCAAAUAAAUUUGCAAACUAAUUCCCAUCAUUUCAUUAACUACCCAAUAGUGGAUGAAGCUCAAAUUCUGAUAAAUAGUCCACCAGAACUUUUCCAGAGAAGUCUAUACUCAGAAGUUAAUGUUCCACAUUCAGGAAUGUUAAACAGCGAAAUCUUGCCACAUAUAUGGCGGUCAUCUUCAUUCGGCGUUGAGGGGGAUUUAGUACAUCAAGCUAAAAAUGAUUUCACAGCAAACAUACCUUAUGAUGCGACCGAAGAAUUUUCAUCUUUACAAAAGCAUACAUUAUUAUGCCAUCAACGUCCUAUCUCUUCACCACCACUACCACCACCACCACCACCUUAUCCAAAAGAACAUAAAGUAAUGAACUUUCAUGACAUUUCAAAGGAAACUCAGUACCAACAAAGUGAAUAUGAAAACAAAGGGAAUUGUUUUGUAAGAUCUCUAUCUAAACUGCCUCCGGAAAACACGUCAAGAAAAGAAAUAAGUAUAAAUGUAAAUAGUAACUUCCCAAAGAAAAAUGGUGAAAGGCAUACUACUAAUCGACGACAUGGAAAAAGACAUAGACAACAACUAAAAAUCAAUAACAAUAUAAAUAUUAAUCAUUGUUAUAACAAAGAAGCAAGAAAAUUGGCUAUGCUUAGUAUCUAUUCUGAUAGCAGUGCACCAGAAUCUAUCAACAAUUACCUGAUCAAACAGUUACAUUAUCAGCAUCAUCACAACAAAUACCUGAAACACUCAAGCAAAAUAACACAGUCUGAUGAUUCUGACUCCCUUGUAUCAACUGACCUGGGUGCUACGCAUAGUAGUAUACGUUCAAGAAAACAUACCAUUAACAAGCGAUUAACACACAUAGAACGUACUCAAAGAGUCAAACGUCUUCACGGACACAAGACAUGCCAUUUUCAUUCGAAAAGCCGAACAUCGAAAAAUGUGAACACGUUGACCGACAAUAUUUCUUCAUCGAGGGGUCUACACACUGCAGUUGACAAAGAUCUUGAAACAAACAAGCACAAUGCAAAUAAUAAUGUUGAAUUGGACACUGAAAAUAUUUUAUCAGUAAUAAAUGAAAGAUACACCAUAUCACACAGUGGAUCCAACCCAUCAAAUUUAUCUGUAUUAGCUAGAGAAUAUAUGAUUAACAGCAUGAACCGCUCAUUUUCCUCAUCAGAUCUAUUAUACAUUAAACAUGCGGAAUAUAUUUAG